Messenger RNA from Nothobranchius furzeri (turquoise killifish), 5479 nucleotides. It is a transcript of the gene phf3, whose product is annotated as PHD finger protein 3. The record is from RefSeq and is a predicted model, not a curated record. Gene Ontology annotation, biological process: DNA-templated transcription. NCBI's taxonomy places the organism in Eukaryota, Metazoa, Chordata, Actinopteri, Cyprinodontiformes, Nothobranchiidae.
GUUGCCCCGCCCCUCAGGAGCUUUGCAGCAGCGGGACGAAUGACGGCUCCGUCAGAGGAAGUUACUGGAGGGUGCAGCUGUGCUAGCAUGUAACCUUACACGAGUAGGCAGCGUUAUCAUCGCACAGGGAAGGAAGGCAGUAGCAUUCAUGGAUAUUGUGGACACCUUUAACCAUUUAAUACCCAGUGACCAGUUGGACGAGUCCCUGUUAGCAGGUCAGAAUUUGGAAUGUGAAGCCAGUCACGCGUUUGGAGCUGGACCCGUUCUGGAGGAUUCGUUGAAAAACAUGCUCAGUGACAAAGACCCUAUGUUUGGAUGUGCAAGUGCUCAGUUUAAUCUCUUGGACAACGAAGAUCCUGCUUUUCACAUCGCUGGCUCGGCAAGUCCUCAAAACGCUUCAGCAUCUGGAAACUUCAACCGUCAUCUGAAUGUUACAAAUACACCACAAGUUAAAGGACCCAAGAGAAGGAAACAUCCAAACAGCUUAGAGAACAAUUAUGGUGACAAACAUAGAAUGCCGACCAACAGUUUGAUCAGAGGACGACCUGGAAGGAAACUGGCUAACAGACUAAGCAAGGGCUUUCUAAUAGAGAAAGGAGUUACAGGCCCUCAGCUGAAGAGGGAGUUGGUUCUGGGAGGUCGUAUUAACAUCAACAAUAUCAGUGGCGGACUGUGGCUCAAACCUACGGUUGUGUUGAGGCGACUGACCGUCACAAUUGGAGGGUUUAAGAUCGAGUUGCUUCCUGGACCUUCUUAUAUGCAAAGCGGGGAGACAAACCAGGCGGUAUGCUUCGAUGAUGGUUUUUCUUACGGGGGCGACAUCGGUUUAGGUGUCUUGCCCGAAGAGGCUGUCAGCAUACAGAAUCCCGGACCAGAGAACGUGGCAGAGAUGGAUGUAACUGAAAAAAGCUCCAUGGAUGAUGCAAAUCUUGGGCUGGGCCCAUACGUGAACCCCAAUGAUGUUCAGACCACCAAUGGGACUUUAAAAGAGGCCCCCUGCACACAAGAGACAAAAUGUCACGAUCAGAAUGUUCUGGGAAAGAACCCGGUCAGUAAGGGAAAAGACUCUGUGAAACCGACACAGAGUGGUGACAAUGACACGGCUGCUGCUGCUGCGGAUAAGACUGAUAAGGAAAAGCAACAAGCUGGAGCCAAAACACUUCCCAAGUCCAAACAAGGACCGUCGCCGGGCAGGAACAAGGACUUGGUUUCGUGUAAAACGAGCCACGUAGAUAAGGAGCAUAAAGGACCCCAAAACAAGCCGUCCAAAACGAUGCAAAGAGGAGACGCACACAAAACGAAACCUCUGAAGGAUAAACAACCUGUUUCACCACUGAAAAGACACGCCGAAAUCACCCAAAGCCCCCCUGUUGCUAAGGUGCAAAAGAUACACGGGCCAGGGGAUGAUAAAUUCAAGCCAAAGUCACCGACCUCUGCAACGAAGAAGCACCCGCUCUCUGGCAUUCACACCGGUGAUCAGCAGGGACCAGUCAAACAACGGAAUCCCCACCACAGCACCAAACCCGAGCCUGACCAGCACCAGGCCAACAGUCAUCCAGGCAAUUCCUUAAAACACCCCCAGGAGGGCGGGCAGGAGAAGUUGAAACUGAAAAAGCUGGAAAAGAUUCUCUCGAAACAUAAAAGUAAAAAUGUAAGGAGCAUCUCUGUGGACGAGCCACAGCUGUUUAUCCCAGAUAACGCUCCCUCCGUGAAGAAGGAAGCUGCUGAGGAGCAACCGACCAACACUGAUGGUGUUUGGGAUGGAAACAACUGCUGUGGUCUGUGUAAAAAACACCACAAUAAUACCUUCAUGGUUGGAUGUGGUCGCUGUGAAGACUGGUUCCACGGGGACUGUGUUGGUCUCGAUUUGGCCAAGGUGCGUGAAAUGGAGGAGGAGGACCAGAUGUAUGUGUGCUUAAAGUGUUGUGAAGAAGAAAGCAAGAAGGUGGAGCCCAAGCCCCCUUCUGUAGUCAAACCAGACAUUCAACUAAAGACUGAGGAGCCGGAUCAUAAGCUGUCUCCAAAGCCCCGUCCAGGAUGCUCUCAGGUUCUCACAUCAGGGGGAGUCAGACCACUAAGGAAGGAUCCAGAAAGGACGCCGUCCACAGAUGUGAAAGAAGGAACUCAUAAAACAGGUGUUCAGUCCAAACAUGAGACAAAAAGUAAGACUCCGUCCAGGACCUCAAAGAAACCGGUCUCUGUGGAUGCCAUCAGACGAAGCGUGCGCGAUUCUCUGAAAGAGAUUCUCACACAGAGGUUGAAGGAUUCCAACUUAAACAUCUCAGUGGAGAGGGCGUCAGAAGUGGCCAAGAGGACUGAAAAAGAGCUGUUUCAUCUUUAUAAAGACACCGAUCACAAAUACAAGAACAAGUACAGAAGCCUGAUGUUUAACCUUAAAGAUACAAAAAAUAAUGUCCUCUUUAAGCGGGUUCUCAGAGGGGAGAUCUCUCCUGGUAACCUGAUUCGCAUGAGUCCCGAGGAACUGGCCUCGAAAGAGCUGGCGGCCUGGCGACAGAGAGAGAACAGACAUACAAUUGAGAUGAUCGAGAAAGAGCAAAGGGAGGUAGAGAGGCGGCCCAUCACAAAGAUCACCCAUAAAGGUGAAAUCGAAAUAGAGAGCCAGGAGCCCAUGAAAGCAGCAGAGUCCACAGAGAUUGAGCCUCUUCCCAAAGUUACUGAAGUCCCACCAGAACCUCCCCAAGUCCCAGAGAAGAAAGCAGAAAACACCAAGACGGAGAAGGACACCACAGCUCAACACAAAUCCCAUCUAUUUGAUCUACACUGUAAAAUCUGCACAGGUCGUAUGGCUCCCCCGGUGGAAGAGGCACAAACCAAAGUGGCGAAAGUUGCAACCACAGUGGUUCGAAGACAGUCGACCAAAUCGGAAGACUCGAAGAGCUCGACGCCGCCUCCGGUGGAAGACGAUCUGCACCUCGCGGUUUUAGAGGAGAGUUUCCAAAGUGCCAAGACGGGAUAUGAAGCAAAGUCGGAGCGCGCUCCUGGGCGAGAGGAAGAAACGGUUUUCCUUUCCAGCCUGAAGUCUUUGUGGCGGGGAUUCAUCCACAUGCACGCCGUGGCAAAACUUGUGACGAAAGCGUUUCCGGUCUCGGGCAUUCUGGAUAACUUAACUGAGGACCUACCCGACAGCAUCCAGGUUGGUGGGAGGAUAAGUCCUCAGACAGUUUGGGAUUACCUGGAGAAGAUCCGAGCAACUGGAACCAAAGAGGUGUGCCUGGUUCGCUUUGCCCCCGAGACAGAGGAAGAUGAAAUCUCCUACACUCUUCUUUAUGCCUACUUCAGCAGUCGUAGACGUUUCGGGGUGGUGUCCAAUAACCUUAAACAAGUGAAGGAUAUGUAUCUUAUCCCCCUGGGAGCUACAGAAAAAGUUCCUCAUCAGCUGGUUCCCUUUGAUGGACCAGGGUUAGAAAACAACCGCGCCAACCUUCUGCUUGGACUCAUCAUUCGCCAGAGACCUAAAAGAGAUUUUCUUCCUGUAGACGUGAAUGAAUCUGCAAGGAUCGUUCCUGAAAUCAAGCCCAUCACCGUUCCUCCCAAAGUUAUCCGAACAACCGAGGAGGAUGAGAAAUUAUUCCUGUCUUCUCUCACCGCAUCGCUGAAAAAAGAGGUGGAGAAGCCGCUCGACACUGCUCAAGAGGAGCCUGUGAAGUCUUUAGAAGAACCAACUACAACAGAGGAGCUUAGUAGUCAGGAAUCACAAAAGCCGCUUCGCUUUCUUCCAGGUGUGCUGGUGGGCUGGGGCGGAGAACUUCCUCCUCUGCCAGUUUUCAACGAUAAGCCACUGAGAACUGGGCAGAACACCCCUGAGACCCAGCCUGCUCCCAAAACAGAUGCAUCAACUGGUAACUCUAAAAGUACGACAGCAGCUUCUCCCCGCUUUGUCAUCAAAAAGAAGGAAGGAAAACCAGCUAAAGCAGAAUCGGAGCUAUCGAGCCCAGACAAGGCAUCUGCUUCGAACAGCUCAUCGGCUAAAGAGGCCGCAGCACCGGCCCCUCAUGCAUCAGUCACUCUAAAAGAUAAACCUCCAGACGUAUCAACGGGUGAAUUCCUGGCUAGCUUAGCAGCAGCUCCAAGUGGUCCUGAAACAGAAAAAAGCCCAAGUGAAGGGGUCUCUCCAUCACAGUCCCAGGCUGCUUUAGAUGACACAAAUAGCUCAAAACCUGCUUUGAGUGGAAUACUGAAAAAACCUGCAGCUGCGACCGAAGAUAAGUCAGCGGUGCUGCAGCAGGAUAAAGCCACCCUUCCUGCUGCUCUGAGUCCUAAACCAGUUCCUGUGUUGAGCUGCGCCAGACGGGAGCCAGUGUUACCAUUUCACCAAGGAUACUUGCAGCUCUCUCAGGCUCGGCACAGACCCGAAGAGCAGAACCAAGCCGCCACUCAAUCAGUUCCCAGUAAAAAGGCUGGUGUUGAUGCGAGCCAAGCUGGUGCUGAAGCAGUUCAAACACCGAGUCCUCCUCAAGUCCAAGAAGCUCAAGAGUCCUCUAACACAGAUCAUGACUCUGUAGCGGCUCCAGCUGUCCCAGAAUGCAACAGCGCAGCUUCAGACACCGUCUCCACACCAAACACAGACGACAGUUCUUCACAGGCAUCUUCUGGACUUCAGCCACAGCACCCAGAGAGUCUCUCAGAACCAUCUGUCCAAGUCCCAUCCGUGGCCAAAGACUACAGACGACCAGACGAGCUUUACACCGACCCCUGGGAGAGGCAGCGGAGCUCCGAAGACCGAGACCACGGUAAGCACGGCUACCACAGGGACUCCCACCACGGGAAAAAGAGCCGACACCACGAUAGGGAUUGGGAGAAAAGCGACAAGCACAGGGAGAGGAGCAGACACCAUUCACACUCGGACGAUCGUCACGCCGAGAGGAGGAAAGAGAGGCACCACAAGGACCGCCACCGGCACAGACGGGACUCUGACUACGAGAACGGACGAAGAAGUUCAAAAGACAGUUACUCAUAAUUUUUAUCUUUGGGGUUUUUAAAGACUUUCACUCACAUGGCUGGUAUCUAUUUUAUUUUUCAUACAUACAAAUAUACACACACCAGUCUGUAUCCAGAACACAUAUUUCUCAUAAGUUUCUUUUCUAUUAUUCAGCCAAAGUUAGGUCUUUCAGUAAAAUAAUUCAAAUCCAUACAAUUGUUGUUCAAACCUAGAAAAACUUCAUUUGAAACCUUUUCGACAGAAUUUUUGUAAAAACGGCGCCCACAUCGAGCUUCUGAACUGACCGUUUGAGAUGAGCUCUAAUUUUUAGUCUAAAUGUUUAAAUAUUUAAAUACAAACUGGUUUAAAGCAGCAGCAUUGUCUUUUGUUUUUAGCCUAAAUUGCUUAAAUAUUUUAUAAGCAUAUCUUCGGUUGUGGAAGUUUGUACAUUUUGGCUUGUAAAAUAUGUGUGCCUUUGCACUGUGUGUUUAAUGUACAGUUGGUAAUAAAACUAAUCCUUUUUUUAUUAUCGAUUAUAAA